UCCGCAAAAUCGCGGAACGAGCGGUGAACCAUUCGCGAUGAUGCUUUCAUUUCCCUCAAGCCGGCGGAGAGGGAGUAGGAAGGCAGCGGGCGCGCCUGAGAACCCGAACAUCGUGCGUUCUGGACCGAGGAAAAUCUCGAAUUGCUCUAACUUCAGAAAUGAUGUUGACACGGGAUAAAGAUAGCUGAUGGAUUCCGAAUCAUCGUUCGGACCUGGGGGCGGGUUACGCAGUCUGUUCAAGUCUUACGCGGAUUCAGACACGGCAUUGCCGUUGCAGUUUCAACGUUUGGAGCGUGCGGUACGAUUGGAUCCGCUUCUAGACCAAAUGGAAGCCGUUUUCAAGGAAUUGCCGAGUGAUGAAGAAUCAUCUUCAAGUGACGAUGACGUGGAGCUUGCCAGUGACAUAACCGUUGGUGAGCGUUCGCAGAGAAUCGCAGUAGAAGUUCGACAAGAGAAGAUUGAAAUGCGGAAGCGAUUCUACAAUUUUUCUGGUCUUGCUGACGAUCGGAAAUGGAUCAAAGACUUUCUGCUUGACAUAAGUUCCGAUGAAGAUCUUGGGGAAGAUGAAGAAGAACCUAUUACGGAGGAUGAAUUUCAGUCCAUGUUCAGGCAUCAUGUUCGCGAACGUCGCUUCAAGAUUGAAUGGUCUCAAGAACCGGAGAAAAGCAAGUUCAUGUAUUAUUGUGCGACUGUACUGAGGAAAGGAGAUGAAUACCAUGCCAAUCUUUCGCGUUCUAUUGGCAUGAAGCUACCAGGUGUUCAAGCAGUAUCCGUUAUGGCUGGUUCCGUUAACAGAAAAUCGCACGCAGAGGCGAAUAGCAGGAAAGAAAAACCUGCAAGGUCUGCACGUUCCGAGAUGACCGCAAAACUUAAGACAGCGUCGCCUGUCACUUCUCCUGAACUUGCUCCAGUGACAAAAACGCAGGCUCGUGAGAGAAAAAUAGAUGGCCAACGGAAGCGGAGAGGGAAAUCGCGUGAGCAAAAAGAACUCGAAGAAGCCAUUGCUAGACGCAAGAAGCAAUGGUUACUUCUUGUGAAGAAAGAUAUACAUAAGGGUUACAAAAUCAGGAUGAAUAUUCGACGGGACGGUUUGCAACAAUCUAAGAAGAUGGCUCAGAUGUGCCUGAAGUAUCGUAGACAGGAAGUUAUGACCUUCCAGAGACCGCCAAAUUCUGUGAUGUCAUUGUGCAAACGGUUGACCAAAGAAAUGUUGGUAUUCUGGAAGAAGCACGAGAAAGUUGAAAGGGAACUUCGAAGAAAAGUUGAGAAGGAAAUAGAAGAACAACGCCAGCGAGACAUGGAAUUGCUCGAGGCAAAGCGUCAGCAGCGUAAACUGAACUUUCUCAUUACACAAACGGAGUUAUAUGCUCAUUUCUUGAGUCGGAAACUCAGCGGUGCAUCUGCUGAAGAUGGGGAAAGCAUACUUCGUGAACUGGAUGAUAAUUCUGUUCGCCUCCAAGAGGACGAUUACGACGCUGACGAGGCAAAACGACAAGCUGUCUCAAAUGUUACGCAUGCCCUGGAAUUGCAGAAGUCUCGCAUUGGUUCCUCGUCGUUGACUGAAGCGGGAGCAAAUUACUCUGAAGAUUGCCCUCAAGCAUCAAUAUUCUGCGGUAGCUUAAAGGAAUAUCAGCUGAAAGGUAUCAGCUGGCUAGCGAACUUAUACAGUCAGGGUAUCAGCGGGAUUCUGGCCGAUGAGAUGGGUUUGGGUAAGACCGUGCAAGCAUUGGGAUUUUUGGCGCACAUCGCAGAAAGAUAUGAUGUCUGGGGCCCCUUCCUCAUUGUGGCUCCCGCAUCUACCCUGCAUAACUGGGAGCAAGAGGCGUCCCGGUUCGUGCCGAGUUUCCGUGUGGUUCCUUACUGGGGAUCGCCAGGUGAAAGAAAAAUCUUGCGGCAGUUCUGGUCGCAGGGAAAUUUAUCUACCAAAGACUCGCUGUUUCACGUGAUGAUCACUUCAUACCAGCUGGUAGUGUCCGAUUUCAAGUAUUUCCAGAAGCUCCAGUGGCAGUAUAUGAUCUUGGAUGAAGCGCAAGCCAUCAAAAGCACGAACAGUCAGCGAUGGAAAACCCUGUUGGGUUUCCAAUGUCGAAAUCGUCUCCUGCUUAGUGGCACGCCAAUUCAAAAUUCUAUGGCCGAAUUGUGGGCAUUACUUCAUUUCAUCAUGCCGACCCUCUUUGACUCCCACGCUGAGUUCAACGAGUGGUUUUCCAAAGACGUUGAGGGGCAUGCAGAAAAUCGGACGACCAUGGAUUCAAAGCACUUGAGCCGCCUCCACAUGAUCAUGAAGCCUUUCAUGUUGCGUCGAACGAAGAAGGAUGUGGAAAAUGAGUUCUCUGAAAAAGUCGAAGUAAUGAUACAUUGCUCAUUAACCCGCAAACAAAGACUACUGUAUCAGGCGAUGAAGCGUAAGAUCAGUGUUGAUGAUCUUGUGCGAGGAUGUGUUCAGGGGGAUGGAGCUGCUCCAAUUACAACCAAUCUAAUGAAUCUUGUGAUGCAGUUUCGAAAGGUUUGCAAUCAUCCCUCCCUGUUCGAAAGGAAUCAUGCGAAGUCAUCCCUAGUUCUCAGGAGAGUUCAGCUGCGUAUACCGAAGAAGAUCUAUCACAGCGCAAGAGUUCUUCACUCUUCGCGUUGUUUAACCGCGUUGCGUUUAUUUCCAGUUUUUGAUCCAUACCAUGCUCAGUCGGAAAGUAUGAAUGAAUCGUCGAUGUUGUCGUUCUGCCAUCUGUUCGGAAUGAGCCUUGGCGAUCUUUUACGCCUGUUCGUGGGUUCCAAAAGCUGUCGAAAUCGAUGGCAACACGCUAUUGACAGUAUUGAACGCGCCUCUUUGCGUCAACUAGACCAAAUGUUCCAUCCUGUGGGAAGUGAUGAUGCGAUCGAAAAACCGUGGGAAUUCCUGCACGUCUGUCGAUCGAAAUAUGUGCAGAAUUUUUCCGAAAACACAAAUGUGAUGCCGCUUGUGUUCGUCACGCCAUGUCGCCCGUUGUACGCUUAUUUACCGCACAAGUUCAACCAUGUCCUGGAAACGGAGGAGCACAGAAGAAUCCGGCUCCAACGGAAGCGAUCGAAAGCAGGAAAUGAAUGUUUGGAUGAAACUACGGAACGGAAGAGUUGUUGUGCUCCCGAAGGAGAGGAAUCCGAAGUGCAUGUAUACGAAAAUGUUCUAAGCGAGUUGCCUUCGUUUCUGUUUUCCGAAGUGGUUCCAAAGGUUAUGAGCUGUGGUUCUACAUUGUGGUGCAGCUGCUGGCACUUGGUUGCGGAUAUGUGGCGCGAAACCAGUCUAAAUUGGCAGAAGCUAGUGGAUGAUACUGACGGAGUAGCCACCGUCUUGUACGGUCGUUAUCACGAACGUAUUUUAAUGAAGUCAUAUCCAGGGUUCACUGACUGCGUGCCAGUUGGAGGAGUCGAAGCCAUUCCUGCAAUCAGGAAGGCCUGUCAUCAGAUUACAUUUCCUGAUGUCGAAACACUCAUCAGCGAUUCAGGGAAGAUGCAGGCUUUAGACUUGCUGCUCAAUCGACUUAGGGACGAAGGGCAUCGCGUUUUGAUUUAUUCGCAAAUGACACGAAUGAUUGACAUCCUCGAGGAGUACAUGUGUUAUCGACGUCAUAGUUACGUUAGGCUCGAUGGUUCGUCGAAAAUUGCCGACAGGCGAGACAUGGUGGCAGGAUUUCAAGCGAGAUCGGAGAUUUUUGCAUUUCUGCUGAGCACUCGAGCUGGAGGAUUGGGCAUAAAUUUAACUGCUGCGGACACGGUGAUAUUUUAUGACAGUGAUUGGAACCCGACAGUCGAUCAGCAAGCGAUGGAUCGAGCUCAUCGGUUGGGGCAAACCAAACAAGUCACUGUUUACAGAUUGAUUUGUAAGGAUUCAAUUGAGGAACGAAUCCUUCAGCGUGCCCAGGAAAAGAGCGAGAUUCAUCGGAUGGUCAUCAGCGGGGGUUCGUUUCGAGCUGAUGCUUUGCGACCUCAGGAAGUCGUAUCCAUUCUGCUCGAUGAUGCGGAGAUGGAAGAAAAAUUCAACGCAAAACAAGAGGAAAGAAGGGCGAUGGAAGAGCAAAAGCUGGAUAAGAAAAAACGUGGCAGAUUAUCAACGGAUUGGGGAGUUCGAAGCUUCGAUCCAGAUGCUGCCUUGGAGGAUGGCCUGCAAGAAGCACUCGCUUCAGGAUUUGCUCCGAAAACGGCUAAACGUGCGCAAAAGGUGUCAUUGAAGCCAAACGCCGAGCCGAAGAAGGUGGUGAAACCAAGGAAAACUUCCAGUACAUAUCGAAAGUCUAUCUCGAAAACAUCGGCUCAGGAUGUGGCAUCAGUCGCUCCAACGAAUGUCGUACCGACCGAUAAGCUAGAUGCUGGUGUCGACUCCUCGAAUCCGAGACCGAAUCCGAAGAGAUCCGCUGACAAAAUACAGAAAACCGACGUCAGAGUGAAUCGAAUUUCGAAGAAGGUUCAGUCAAUUUCAUUGACUCGUGACGAGUACGGAGAGUUUGUCGCCCGGCCCAACCAGAAAAACCGAAAACGACCACGGACAUCUAUAGAAAAAGAAACUGCAGGUGGAAGCGGAAUUUCAUCUGAGAACCCUAAGAUUCCCAGGUUAGCCGCAGAAGCGGAUGGUGUUAUCGUAGAUGAUUUUCAGAGACCUAGCUCUGCCGAAGAUAGUCCCAAUUCCGGUUCGGAUUCUGGACGAUCUGCUGGUCGCCGACAAAACCGAGCAUCAGGUUUCUAUCGACAGCUACACAUAAGUGGGCGUAAAAACAGAUGAAAGCCUAGUGAACCAAUUAUACGCUGUGAAUUUUUUCCGUCGAAAGUUUAUUUCUUCUCGCUGCGAUUUGGAAGAUCGACGUGCCCCGCGUUGUGAUGAGAGGGGAAAUAAAAGCGCGGUUCUUUUUUUCUUAA
This is a messenger RNA of Notodromas monacha, 4884 nucleotides long. NCBI's taxonomy places the organism in Eukaryota, Metazoa, Arthropoda, Ostracoda, Podocopida, Cyprididae. The record is from the annotation of a GenBank genome assembly.